Molecule: messenger RNA, 8869 nt
Organism: Pseudophryne corroboree (corroboree frog)
Lineage: Eukaryota; Metazoa; Chordata; Amphibia; Anura; Myobatrachidae
Gene: TASOR2
Product: transcription activation suppressor family member 2
Exons: 25
Coding region: 466-7977 (2503 amino acids)
Biological process (GO): negative regulation of gene expression, epigenetic
Cellular component (GO): nucleoplasm
Source: RefSeq, a predicted model, not a curated record
UAGUAUAAAACGUGUUUACAGCUCCUUUUGGAGAAUUUGAGCUCAGUCCAUUCUGAUUCACAAAGUGUGAAAGUUCUAACUGUCCCUGACUACUAACCGGUACCAUGCAGGAGUCCAAGAGGUGGUAUGUUGAACUCUUCUCUCCCGUACCGCUGCGUUGGAGGCACAGAGCUACAGUACACCAUCUGACCGGCCCGAACUCCCUGACGCCGAGCCGCAGUGUGACGUCAUCGAGCCGCGACCUAACAGCUAGCCGCGAUCCCUUACCGCUGGACGCACUACAGGGACAUGUCGGCAGAUAAGAACUAAACAGAUUUUUGCACCUUACCAUCUACUAGCAACCUCACCUGCAAACUUGAAAAUUCUAGCCUUGGAAUAAAUGCUGUGUUAAACAUAUGGAUUUCAUCAGCCAAGACCAAUCUUUCGAUACAUAAGUGUGUUCUUCAUCUUGAACACAGCUGUAACAUGUCAGUAUUACAGGACAUUGACAUGGUCCAGAUGACCAGUCCAGAGCUUUAUAAUGUGUGGAAAGGACAGAUGCACAUCCAGGAACAGCUGGUGUGUGAUAUUGCAUUACAGUCCUCAAGCAAUUGCUGCAUUCCGGCUCAGCUGCCAUAUAAGCUGGAAAUAAAAGAAGUUAUAAGAUUGUCUGAACUAAGAAAAAACUUACCAGAUCAUAUAUUCCACAAUACUGAUUCCACAGGUCAAGAAGUGUGCUGUGAAAGGGUCUACUCCAGUCUCUACUCAGUAAUCACCACCAAUGUUAUUGGGCUAGAACUUGACAAGUUGCUGCAAUUGUUGAAAGACCACGACUUGGCUGUAAUCAAAGUAUUGAAUGACCAAGGAUUUCUUAUUUUGGUGGCCUCUUCUGCACUUAAGAACCACAAAGGUGUCGGUGAAAGCGAUUCUUCCCAACUUAAUGCCUUGUUUUUAUUUCCUCAUACAAAGUUGUUGGCUGAAAGAGGUAGAGAAGAAUGCAAGUUCAUCAGAGAUGACAUUUCAUUGCAGAUAUCUAAUCUGUUGCCGGGCCUUCAAUAUGCCUAUAUGGAAACAAGCCAGAUGCGUAAAAACAAAAACAUUUAUCCCGAUACUUUGAUGGAACGUUUUUUCAGAAAGUAUGCAUUUCUUCAAAGGGAGAGUCAAAGUCCCCCAGAGGUGGUGAUAGAGCAAAGUGACAGCCCUAGUCUAUUUCAUGGUCAUGAAAGUGACAUUACUGAGAAGUGUGGUCAAUUGGCCUAUGCACGUCUGCAGUUUUAUUUUUCAUCACCUGUAAAUUUUAGUGUUACACUAAAAAAAGUGUCCACCCUCUUAUCGGAGACUGCAGUCUCUAGUAACAGUGACAAGUAUGCCAAAAGUGGAGGCCAUUUAGUAGGGCAUGAUCCUGUAGCCUCAGAGGCUAAGCUGCCCUUGGCAGUAGAAGCUAAGGUUGGCAGUGAAAGCCCACAUGGAAGCAAUGCUUUACAGAGCAUAGCAAAGAGUUCAAAGAAAACCCCCCUGAAAAGAAGUGGAAGAAGAAGAGGAAAGAGAGGCAAAAGAAAACUUGUGCACCAAACUGCUCCAUCUUCUACUGAAACAGGUGAGAACCAGACUUCAAACAAGAGACGAAAGCUACUAUCUGAGGAUCAGAAACAAGUUGGCUCGUCAAGCAAAACAACUGUCAAACUUACCAUCGACCCAUAUCCACAGAGGAGAAAAAGAGGAGCUGAAAUUCUGACGGCAGCGUUUGUGCAAGACGAGAAAAUAAAAACAUCACAGAAGAUCGUUUUAAGUAAAAGAAUUGAGGAGUUCAGAAGCACAACUCCUAAGAGUAAGGUUGUGAAAAGAAGACCAAGGAAAAUAUUAGCACCUGAAGACUCCUUCCGUGUGCCGGACAGACCUCCCAAACGGAAGGCAUCUGAACCAGGCAAAAGAAACGAGCUCAAAAAUAAAUCUGAAAGCUACAAAAAACCGGUCGAGAGACACCGUGAAAAGAUUGGAAGGCCAUUUAAAAAACUAGAAAAAGUAAAGAAUGUUGCCACUGAGCAGAUCGACAGAUUUAGUAAACCUAAUGUAGAUCUUGGUUUAGAUGCUAAGAAAACCUCUCUUUUUACCCCGAGUCCUGAUGACAGUAUGAUUGAGAAAAGAAUAAACAUGUAUGAAUCAGAUGCUCUAAAUCUACUGGCAGACCUUGCUCUAAACUCCUUCUGUUCCGAAAACCCUUACUAUAUACAGGGUGAGUGUGUUGCACAUAAAGAUGAAUCAGAGACCAAGGAGAAGGCCGAUUCAGGUGACAAUAUAUGUCCUGUAGAACAUCCACCGAAAGACUGCAAGCACUCAAUACUUCCUAGUUCUGCAUCCAAGGAGCCUGAGCAAAUACUGGAAGCUGAAAAAGAUAAGCCUAAAGAUGGGAGCAAUGCCAAUCAGGGGAACAUUACAUCUCAGCGACAUAUAGAAUACAGUGAAAAACAAACUCCACAAAAAUUUAGUGUUGCAGCUGCUAAGGCGAAAGCACGGAGUAAUACCACAAGUAAAAUUAGCUUGGAGCAUUCAUAUUCUCAGCUUCCUUUAGACGACAUUUCAGAUAUCAUCUUCUCAAAGGAGAAAAAUGAACAACCUGUUCAGAGCAUUGUAGAGCCAACCGUCACAACUCCAACUACUGAGGUGGUGGUUGAGAAGUCACCGAAAGUAUUCCUUCCAGCAAAGAUUUUGUUUGUGGCUAGUGAAAAGUUGUCCCUGCCUGUGGUUAAGGUUAAACCGCGGACUGUGACAAAGUUGGAGGACAAGUUUGUUAUUACUUUCAACUGGGAUGCAAAGUAUGAUUUUGAUUUGGACAGCAAGUUUACCAGUGAUCCAUUGGAAAAAACUAUAAACAGAGCACUACAUGGAGAAUGGAAUCACCACUUAAAGGAGAAGGUGGAAGAUGUGAAAAUCAUCCUGCACAUGUGGUUAGCUCUGUUCUACAGCAAACCUAACAAGCAACUGAACUGCAGCUCACGGAAAGUGGUGGAGCACAGCAACCCUGCAAAAUAUGUCUCCAUCAACACUGUUCUUGACCCAUUUGAAUUAUAUGAAAUUGUGGAGUCUGAUGCUAUUGAGCUCUGCGCAGCAGAUACUGAGAAUUCCAAUGCAGUUGUGGGGAGAAAAAUUGAAACUUCUAGCCAAGGAAAGAUGCAGGAGUCGUCUCUAUUGCAUAAACUGGAGAAAAAUCAGAAUAAGACUCGUCCAGAAGAUUUAAGCAUUGAGUACAGCAUACCAACAAAGGAUUAUAAUAUAGAAUUGGUACGUGAAAUCUUCCAAACGUGUAAGAGCAGUGAAAGUGCAUUUUACACAAAUAGUCUUCUUACCACUGUGAAAUGCAAAAUGGCAGAAACGAGCAAAAGUGCUCCCCAAGCUACAAAUUAUAUGAAAGCAUUCAUUGGUGCCAGUGUUCCAGCUACAUGUUACAUCAGUGACACCAAGCAGUCUAACAGUGAACUAAGUGAUAAAUCUGAGAAUUGUGUGGAUAUUGUUGGUGGUUCUUCUGAAAAGGUGAGUUACAAAGGUAAUGAACAUGAAUAUUCCAAAAAAAUCCCUAUCGUAAAUGAAACACAAAGGUCAGGUGGUACAGAACAUGUCGGUAAAAUCUUAAACAAAGUCGCAGAAGAAAAUAAAGAAAAUGCUAAAUUAUACGAAAGUGCGAAUUCCCCUCAAGUGGUUAGCCAUACACAAAGUGAGUCUUCAACAUUGCAAAAUGUAAGAUUGCCUCAAGAGAAGCACGAAUCUACAGACUUGACUAAGUUACGGAUAACAUGGGACUAUUCUUGUGCUGAAAAUAAAAAUAUUGUAAAUGCUGAGGUACCAGCUACAGGUGUCUUAAAUAUUGACAUUACAAAUGAGAAUCUGGUAUCUAUUGAUCUUUCCAACCAAAAUGAUGGACACCCAAAACAUUUCGAUAAAGCAGAGGCAGAGCCGUAUUCUUAUGAAAGAAAGAACCUUUUGGAUGCCAGGAUGCAACUUGCACAAAAUGUGCAUUUAAAUGUUGACAAACCUAUCUCUACUAUGACGAUUACUGAAAACAAGGAUCUACUGAAAGCCUCCGUUAUACCUGUGUUUGAUGUAAAUGAGGUAAAACGGGUUGAAUCUACAUAUCUUACAUUACAGAAUGCAGAAGACAAAGAAUUGGGGAAAACUGAUCAGAACCUCAUUAAUAAUCAUUCUGCUUGUGAGUUGAGUGAAGGUUCAUCCACUCAUAUUAAACCUAUAAAUUCUCCUGUUUGUAUGGAUAUCCGCUCCAACAUGGAUGGAAAGGUUUUAGGAAGCAUUCAGUCUCAAGCAAAGGAAUGUGAGAAAUACAGGAAAGUAGAUGAAAGUGAACAUCUGACUACAAGUGAUGUGGUAUCACAGAAUAUAAUGCAGCAGAAAGCACUGGAGCUUACUGAAAGCACAGCCUCUAGCGUAGUCAUUGAUUUGGAUUGCCUUAGUAACUCGUCUCAAGUAGAUAAAGUAGGCUCUGCUCAGAGUGUAAAUACUACACCAGAAGAUCUAUUAGAACGAGUGUCAGAGCACUCAUCUGACAAGUUGGGGGAUUCUGAAUCAAAGGAGAAUUCUAAGCUUAUUACAAAUGGAGUACAUGAGAUUACAGAUGUUUUGACAGUGUAUUCUGGUUAUAGUCAAGAAAAUGAGCAUUCCUAUGUUAGCAAGGUGACUGCUGAGGGCACGAAGAAACCAGAAUUGAGGAUUACCACUGUUAAGACUUCAUAUGCAGAACAUACUGAUACAACGGAUCUAAAAUCUAGUGAAUGUGAGAAUGUAGAUGAAACUGGCAAAGGAUCACCUGAAAGCACUCCAGAACAAACAUAUAAUCGUGAAGAACAGACCACAAGCACUACAGUUGAAAACUCUGUUCUUACACUGCAUAAUGAUAAUGCUAGUAUCCCAGAAAAGAUUGACGGAGUUGAAGAGAGAGAGCAAGUGAUGGCGGUCCCUGCCCAGAGUACCCUCCUAUCUUCUGUGCUCUGUGUUGAGAAUACAAAUUCCCUUAGUGUAGCUUCUGCAGACACAGGAACAAAAGUGGUAAAAGCUAUGAAUAGUAACGUGAUUGACACAAACCACCUGCUUUCAGGCCAUAUGGAAGAAAAAAGCUCUAAAAUAUGUGGAGAGGUUACUUUUGGUAAAGAUAAACCACUCAUAGGCCAUGAAGAAAUGCCUCUUGUCAUUACAAACCAUUCUGUGAUUGAAAGUGUGAAUUCAGAAGGCAACAGCGACACAUUGGCAAUGGACGUUUCUGCUUUAGGUGAAAAGCAUGAUCUGCAGUCCGAUAUCCAUAGCAAAGAGUUGUCUGAAAGGAGUAGCCCUCUUAUUCUACAUCCGUCUCCUGACAAUAAAAGCAUUGAAAAUAACAUAUCUUUGGCGGGAGCCUUAAGUGAGAGAAAUAACCUGCCUGGCACUGUGGUAGAGGAAAUGCAUGUUCAUACUUUACUGGAGAACAUCGAAACAUUAAAUUCAUGUGACAUGGUUGUGCAAAGUUCUGAAACCUUAGACAUAUGUGAAGAAAUUACUCUCAAAAAUAAAACGCAUACUGUAGCUGGAAACUCAGAGCUUAGUAACUCAAAUGUAACAAUUCUAGAGUCAGAUAGAUUAAGUCUGUCAAGUGAUCCGCUAGUGAGCAAAUGCAGUGCAAUAGAAGUUGAGCAACUACCUGUAGAAACACAGCAGAAUGAUAUUCCUUCCGAUGCCCUUCAUGUGAGCCAUCCUCUCCAGGUAACGGAAACUGUCCCUAAAGACUUGGCGCACAGCAGCAAGAAUGCAAACAAUAAUAGAAGAGAAAUUCUAUCAAAAUUAAAGCUCAUAUGUUUGGGUUCAGUCGUUGGUCAACAAGCUCAUUCCAUUUCUGAAGAUGAUGUAUUACUUGUAUAUGAAAAAAUAGGUAGAGUCAGCACAGAGGAACAUAAUCAGACAGUGGAUCCCAAAAAUAUAGGUGGGAAUGUCCAAAUACAUGAUGGAAAUACGAGCACUCCUGAUAAUACAGGUAUAAUGGAGGAAGACACAGUGUCUGACAAAGCUGCUGCUGUUGAAGAUCAUUUACUGCCAGAAAUACCUAACACUACUUUAACUGGUGAGCCUGGGCCUCUUGAGAAAUUGGUAGCGAUUCCUGCUCAAAAUAGCUGCAUAUCCCCAUCCACUGAUGACUUUACUGCCAACACGGAAAAGGAUCUAGACCAAGAGAAGUCAGAUAUUUGUUUCAUUGUAAACACUGGUAGUAUAAGCAAAGAACAGUAUGAUCGCUGGUCUGAAACCUCGGAUGAAGAUAUUGAAUUUAUACAGGCAUAUAAAGAACCUCUGUCUCAUCAAGAAAAUUUAAGUUUCCAGAAGGAAAGACAUGAGCUUAGUUCAUCCUUUGAGAAGCUAACAUUUGACCAUGACCCGACUCAAUCGAAGAAGCCAAAGUACUUUAAAGGGCAAUCUUGCCCAAGUACUAUGUUAUACGAAGCAGAUGACGACCCCAGCAAUGGAAAUCAUGGGAAUGUUAUUGUUACUAAAAGUAUUAGUGACAAUGGUAAGACGCUGCACACAGCCCACAGGGAGAGUAGGCAUACAGGCAUGUGUAACCUGGACAAUUUAUUCUCUAAUAGAAGAAUGGUUUCAGAUAAUAUAACCCAAAACACUCUUGACCUGGAACAUUUACGUUUUAUGUGUAAGUUAAAGGCGGUUUUAAGAAAGUCCACCGCAGAGAAACAUGUUUGUGAACCUCCUUUUCAGACCAUGUUUGAGUCCAAAAGGAUUCCAGGAUGUUCAAGUUCUACAGCUAAAAAUAGAAGUCCGCUUGUAAUCACUGUACAUUGUCCCCACCGCAGGAGAGACCUUGAAAGACUUGAUAGGCGGUAUCCAAGCCAACCUUACUAUAAUGAUGAAAUUUGGAACAGACCUGUAUGUUAUUCAAGGACUACAAAAAAAGUUAGAACGCGUCGAUCUUCUCCUUUUCAUUUUAGUCGGUUAAGGUAUGAAAGUACUCCGCAGAAAUCUAACAGUGACAUUGCAGUUAUUCUUAAGGAGUGUGUGCAGUCCAAUCACUUAAAGUUGAGUAGUGUCGGUUUGGGUAACAGUGCAGUAGAUCGGACUUCAGCCAGUCAGCUGGCAGAGGAGACUGGUUGUCAGGCAAGAAGGACAUCUGUACCAUUCUCCAAAUCACAUCCUGUUAAAAACAUAAUUUCCGAGCUCUGCCAAAGCCUGCACUCUAGGCUACGCAGUGUUGGAAGAGAGACUAGAAAAGAAAAUAUAUACUUUUACAUUUGUGAGACCAGUGAUGAUACUUUCUUCUCAUCAACAAAGAGCUUAAUGACGAAGGAUGGCCACACUCAGACUGAACCACAGGGCUUCUGCCGUGGUGAACAUACAGAGUCAAGUAUGCUGUUAGUCAUCAUAAGGAAUGAAGAUAUAUCUUCUACUAUAAACAAGAUUCCAUGUUUGCUGCAGCUAAGGCUUCUCCCCAAUGUAACCUUUGCUGGUGUGGAUGCCCCAGAGGAUAUAACAGAGUCUACGUACCAGGAGCUUUUCCAAGCAGGUGGAUUUGUGGUUUCUGAUAAAACUGUAUUGGAAAACAUAACUUUGGGUAAGCUCAAGGAGCUUCUUACCGUUAUGGAGAAGAUGAACAGAACCUCCGCUUGGAAGUGGCUAAUUCAUUACAGGGAAAAUAGGAAACUUAAAGACGAUAAAAGAGUAGAGUCUGUUUCUCAGAUAAAGACGUCUCUGCUUAAAUCUUACUACCAAUCAAAUAUUAUUGAAAUCCUGCCUUAUCACCAGUGUGACAAGUUGUCUAACGAAGUAUCAGAUGAUCUGGCAUGUCUCCUGAGUGUUCAGAGUCAGCGUAUCCAUUCCAGACUUGCUGUCUAUUUGACAGACACACCAUGCACAAUGGCUGAGGAGUUUGAACAAAAUGGGAUCCUUGUGUAUGAUGUUGAUACGUUCAUAAGAAAAAUUCAGAAGGUGGAUGCGCAGCUCCAAGCUUCAUGUUGGUCAUGACGCAUAAAAAGGUCAUCAAGAUAGCACAUAAUAAAUAAAGAUUUACAUGUCAAUAACAUUUUUGUAAAUAAAUAUAGAAACAAAACAAACGGAAAUACAGCUCCAGUUUGUUGGUAACGGCACUAGGCAAUAAUGUUUACCUGGUGUAUUGCAAUUUUAAAUCCGUACCUUUCCUUAUGACACAAACAGCCACGUGUCUGCUCUUAUUUCUGUCUAUAUGUAUGUGUUCAUUUACUUUGCACCUUCAAACUAUAUCUGCUGGGGAUAUUUUUACAUAUGGCUUCCUGACUGCUAGACCGCUUUAACAUUGGUUCUAUUGUGUAAGAGCGUGUACAGCCACAUAAUGUUUUGUUUAUUGCAUCUAGUCUGAAAAUAUAACUGUAUCAGGCCCACUAAACAUUACAAAUUAUAGGAAAAACAGCUAGCCACGUUAGUUAGUGGGGUUUUUGUUUUGUUUUAAACCUUAAUACUAUUUUUAAAAUAUCUAAAUUAUUUGCUUUCAUAGGAAUUAUAAUAUAAAAAAUAUUUUGUUUUACAGAAUGUUAUUUAUAAGUAGUUAAAAUAAUACUUUAUGUAUAUCUCAAUUUAAAUACUAUAUGUUUUGUCUUCUGGUGUGCUUUGUAAAUGUACGCACAACAUUAAGCUAUUACAAAUAGCUUAAAAACGAGCUAGUAAUAUAAAACCAUGUAUGUUACAAAUCAACACUUGUACAAAUGAUAUGUUUAAAUAUUUUUUAGUUUUUCCUCUUUGACUUCCUGUCUUGUCAGCUGCAAAGUGUGUGUAGUAGAUUUUGUAAAUAGAAAGGUUCCACAGCUCAUUUCCGAUGAUUUUUUUUUUUGUAUGAAAAAUGUACAGUAAACGUAAUAGAAUUACUUUAUUGACCUGUUUCAAA